Messenger RNA from Indicator indicator, 499 nucleotides. RefSeq names its product NDUFA4 mitochondrial complex associated (gene COXFA4). Lineage: Eukaryota; Metazoa; Chordata; Aves; Piciformes; Indicatoridae. Bases 93 to 341 code for a protein of 82 amino acids. The record is from RefSeq and is a predicted model, not a curated record. The transcript is spliced from 4 exons.
GCCUCGGUGACAUUGGGCCUUGGCAGCUGAACGGAGAGGACGGCUCCGGAGCCUUGUAGAGAGUGAGAUCUUCGGCUGCGCCCGCUGCAGCCAUGUUUCGCGUUAUACUCACCCACGCCAAGAAACACCCCAGCUUGAUCCCUCUAUUUGUGAUCAUUGGAUCUGGAGGCAUUGGCGCAGGCCUGUAUCUCAUGCGCUUGGCCAUGUUCAACCCUGAUGUCAGCUGGGACAGGAAAAACAAUCCAGAACCUUGGCAGAAAAUGGCUCCCAGUGACCAGUACAAGUUCUACUCAGUUAAUGUAGACUACAGCAAAUUUAAAAAGGACCGUCCUGACUUCUGAACACCACACUGAUCUCCCUAAGCUGCACAGAAGGUCUUCCGGAAGCCGUCCGUACAAUUGUCACACUUAAUCAUCCUGGAAAUAAUCCAACUUGCCUCACACUGCACAUGGGCAUGUGUUUGAAAGUGUUUUGAUGAGGCUUAAUAAACGUUUGAAAC